UGGGGGGUAAAAUGGGCAGUGAUGGUAGAGAUUCCAGCAGCAGUGGGGAGGAAGACGGCGACGCUGAGUGGAGAGCCGCCAUAAACUCCGUCGCAUCCACCGCAGCUUCUAACCGUUCUACAGUUGCCAAUGGAACAACCACCAGUUCUGUGGCUUCUUCCAAUCGUGAAAAACAAGCGGACACCAAGAACAUCAAACUCUACCAUAUCAAGGCACAGAAGCUGUUGGAUGACUUGUUAGAAAAGAGCAUGGAAAUAGUGAGACAGCAGCCCACAGAAGUUGCAGAAAACCAUUCAAUGAUAAAUGGAGGUGGUGUUAGACUGUUUAGAGAUGCUCCACCCGGCAUACUAUUUGAUCAUGUUGAUGAACUUCAAGGGCCGCUAAAGCGACCGAGAAUCAUUCCCAACGUAGAGGUCAACGAAAAAUCCAAAAAGUUUAGACACCAACUCAAGUCGGUUGUUGUUGAAGGGCACGAUAUAAUAGUUUCAGCAAAAGAAGCAUGCCAAAGGUCUCUAGCUAAGAUAGAAGCAAGAGCUGCAGCUGCAAAAGCAAAAGCCAAAAAAGAGGAAGAGCGAGUUGCGGAGCUGAAAAAGAUCCGAGGCGAAAGAUGGCUGCCUGCUAUUGCUAGAGAGAUGCGGUUCAAGUAAAACAAUUUAACCUUCAAGGCCAGCUCAACUUGCAAAUUAAGGCUCGUUUUUGGGGGUCUACAGGACCACUGGGGAUUUUCCACACUGUAAUCUUCAGGGUCCUAUGAGAUGAGUUGAGGUGUGUGUGCAAGUUGAUCUGGACACCCAUGGUUAUCUUCAGCCUCUGAAUCAUUAAGAAGCGAAUCUUGUUUUGGUUACUAGUUCAUUGUUUUGAAGAUGCAUGGUUGAAUUUUUUUCUUCAUGCUACAUUUUUGUAUUCCCCAAUUUACGUGUUCAUUUUGUGA
Cynara cardunculus var. scolymus (artichoke) is the source of this 931-nucleotide messenger RNA. RefSeq lists its product as uncharacterized. Bases 12 to 647 code for a protein of 211 amino acids. Lineage: Eukaryota; Viridiplantae; Streptophyta; Magnoliopsida; Asterales; Asteraceae. The record is from RefSeq and is a predicted model, not a curated record. The transcript has 4 exons.